Schistosoma turkestanicum is the source of this 3489-nucleotide messenger RNA. Lineage: Eukaryota; Metazoa; Platyhelminthes; Trematoda; Strigeidida; Schistosomatidae. The record is from the annotation of a GenBank genome assembly.
AUGUUUUUUCAGGUUAUUCUUUCCUUACUUUUAAACUCAUCACCAAUUGAAAGUACAAUGGAAGAGGAGUGUUGCGAUAAUCCUUGGGAUUUACGUCCGAAGACUGAAAGUUCUACUUCAGAAUGUGCUGUUCCUUUACAGCUGCAUGUUGCUAACAAAUUGAAACAAAAAUUAAGUGAACAGUUUCUGUCGCGCAAGAAUACUUCCAACAUAAACAACUCACGUACAGUCAUCUUGAAGAAGAUCGGAAAAGAAAAUGAUACUAAUAAAUUACAAAGUAAUCAAGUAUUUCAUACAACCGAACAAAGUCUACUUGCACAGUCAAAACAAAAUCAUACUCUAAAAGAUGUAGAUAAUUUCCUUCCUGAUUUACCAAAGCUCCAGACUUUAAAUGUACCCUAUCAAAAUGGUCAUUCACAAUAUAACACACCUAAAAACGAAUCAUUUUGUCAACCUGUUGCAAGUCCUCCGGUUAUUCAUUCUCAAGUUACAAAACCAAAAUUUAUCAAAUGUGGCUCCUUACUUAAUCAUUGUCUAACUAAUGAAGUAAACUCUUCAAAUCUAUUGCCAAAUCCUCUUGUGAUGAAUCAUGUUCCUACAAAUACAAAUAAAACAAUUAACAAUCUCGAAAAUCCUGAUGUUCAGUUUACAGAUAACCUAUGUGAUAUUGAUGUGAAACACAUACCCAAACACCAAACAGAUGAUAAAUUAGAUAUGCCUGUCUCAAAUCAUGUCAGGCCUAAUCGAAGUUGUUUACCUGUGCAUAAUUAUGUCAAACUUAACUUGAAAAAGAAACAAUUUUGCCGUAAAGGAUCAUCAAGACAACAGACGUUAAGAAGAAAAGUUUAUUUCAAUAAACUUAAAAAGAAGCUUAACAAAACUUAUAAUAACAAAAAUGCCUGCUUUAUAUGCGGCGUUUCAGGUCACUGGGCUAAUAAGUGUCCACAAACAAUCAUGAAAUCUCAAGCUCCUAUCGAAAACAAUUCACUUGGCUGGCAACAAAGUGAUAAUCCUUGUAAAAUAAUAAGCCUUUCCGAACUGGAUAGUCGAUAUUUUCCAGCUAACAUUAGUGAUGUUUUACCAGUGGAACUUAUUAGCAAUUCUCCAAAACAAUCUUUUUCUAUAGAUGAACUAUCUGUUCGUGUGAAAUAUUGUUUAAAAGAGUUAGGUUUUGAAUCAUUUCGUCCUGGUCAAGAGUUAGUUAUUUUACGUACACUUUUAGGUAUUUCAACGUUGGCUGUAAUGCCAACUGCUUUUGGGAAGUCACUUUGCUAUCAAAUACCUGCAGUAAUAUACCAGCAAGUGUAUAAAACUGUUGCCUUGGUUAUUUCACCUCUUAUUUCACUGAUGGAAGAUCAAGUUAUACAAACUAUAUCAGGAUUAAAUGGUACUUUUUUGAAUUCAAGUCAAUCGAUCGAUCGAAAGAAAGAAAUAUUAGAAGAAGCACACAGGGGGAAAUAUUCUUUUCUGAUGUUAUCACCUGAAGCAAUAGUAGAUUCUGAAUGGUUACUUCAAUCUGGACGUUUACCUCCGAUAAGUUUUGUUUGUAUUGACGAAGCACAUUGUUUAGCUGAUUGGUCUAAUCAUUUUCGACCAUCAUAUCUGCGUGUUUGUAAUUUACUUCGAAAAUAUAUGGGAGUUAAUUGUUUUUUAGGUCUUUCUGCAACUUGUACACCUAAUGUCAUCACAAAUAUUUGUAAUAAUUUAGGAUUGCAUAAUCCAACACGAUUUGUUGGUGAUAUAAUUAAUGAGACAACUUUAUAUCAAUCUGGUUAUGUUCAACCAGUGUUAACACCACUUCCAUCACAUUUAACAAUCACCGCAUCAAUGGAUGUGAAAAAAGAUGAAGCACUAUUGAAAUUGCUAACAAGAAAACCAUUUAAUCAAUUAACCGGUGGAAUAUUAGUCUAUUGUACAACUAGAGAGCAAGCUGAACAAUUAGCAUCAUUUAUACGUACAGCUUUACAAGAUCAAGUGGAUCAGAUUGGUCGUAAACGUAUGAAUUGGACAACAGCUGCAUAUCAUGCUGGUCAAACAACCAGUGAAAGAUCUCGUAUACAAAAAAAAUUUAUGAAUGGUAAAAUACGUGUUCUUAUUGCUACAUGUGCUUUUGGUAUGGGAUUGAAUAAAGCUGAUUUACAAGCUGUUAUACAUUUCUCACUUACUAAAUCAUUUGAAAAUUAUGUACAAGAAAUAGGUCGUGUAGGACGUAAACAACAAGCUUCCUAUUGUCAUGCAUUCCUACCUUCCUCUUUAAUGAAUGAUCCAUACGAAGAGAAUCAUAUAAGGCGACAUAUUUUUGCUAAUCACAUUGAUAUUGUAUUAUUAAAACGUUUACUUGGAUUAAUAUUCAAAGACUUUCAAUGUACAUGUCGUCAGCCUAUAAUAGUAGAAAUUAACAAAGAAGAAGAUCCAUUGGUUUGUCAAGGUCAUGUACAUGCAAUUGAUCUACAAAUGAUCAGUGAACAAAUCGAUAUUAAACCUGAAAGUUUAGCUACAAUAUUGGCUUAUUUAGAAUUAGAACCUGGUAAUCCAAUCAUCUCGUUAUUACAUUCUGGUUAUGCUACAGCUACUGUCAGUUGUUAUGGAGGUCAACCUGAAUUAGCUUAUGCUUCACAACGUUGUUUAGCUGUUGCUGGUGCUCUUAGUUUAUGGAAAAAUGAACAAACAAAAGAUUCACAAACUAAGAAUGAAUAUCCAAGACAGUUGCAAUUAAAUUUACCACAAUUAUUUAAUCGUUGGGGUUGGAAACCAAAUGUAGUGAAACAAGAAUUAAAAAAGCUAGAAUGGGAUUAUUCCACGAGUAAUAAUUUGUCGAAUGCAUCAAAUCAUAAAGGUCAUCAUCGUACUGGGAUAAGUAUUGAUUUUUCACAUUGGAGUUCAUGGUUGUGGAUACAUGGUUCGGAAGUACCAAUUACAGAUGAACGUUUAGAUAACUGUUUAACUUAUUUAAAUAAUCGUUUACAACAAUCUGAACAAACAGCUUUGCUUAGUAUUGAACAAUUAACUCAAGCUUUAGGUACUGUUGCACAACCAUGUUUUCAAAAUCUCUACCCUACAGAAACUAACAAUGAUUUAGAGACUCCUAAGACUGAUUGUGAAAAAAAUUGUAAACAAGGAUCAUCUAUUGUGCAUGAAUUAAUCAAGUCCCAUUUUUCUGGUAUUAAAAGCACUUUACAAAAUGAUAAGUCAACAAUUAUUGAUGACUGUCAAAAUCGAUAUCGUUGGCCAUCAGCUGUAACAGACACACAAAUUGUUCAGGUACAGUCUACAGUUAGAAACUUCUUAAACAUAUAUGAACAUAGUCUUGACAGAAAAAUCACAGGUCGGACACUCGCUAAUAUAUUUCAUGGAAUAUCGACUCCUCACUUCCCUGCAACUACAUGGUCACAUUGUCGACGAUUCUGGAAAGCUCAUUUGGAUAUUGACUGGCCAACUAUUAAGAAGAUUGCUACGCAAGAAUUACUAAAUCAUUUUUCAUGCACCUAA